UUGGUCACAGUAGGUAAACAAUGACUCUAUCUGGAUUAGUCACUCUUGGGAUAUGAAAUAGAGCUUCGGGGAGAGACAGGAGAUCAGUAUCCGACACACAGACACAGAGUAGGAAAGAUGAAGUUACUUUGCUUGUGCUUGCUCCUGGCGCCAACAUGGGCCGCUGACAUGGCAGCAAUCGUAGACCCCAGGGGAGCUCGUCCGAUGGAGCAUGGCUACAAGGCUGACAAGUGUGCGACGGAGAAGGAGUGGCCAUUUUGCACAGACGAUGACUGGGGCAGGAAAUGUCCAUCAGGCUGCCGAAUCCAAGGCCUCCUGGAUAAAACAGACCAUGAGCUGAUGACCAGAAUCGAUAAAAUCCGCAGACUCCUUGGCGACUAUGAUCAGAAGUACCGCAGCACCGACCAGUCAUCCAAGCAGACAUAUGACUACCUUCGUGAUCGUCUCACCACCAGCUCAGGCAAUGACAACAAGUACAUGUCACUGGCUGACUCCCUCAGGCAGAACAUUGUGGAUGUGAAGAUUAAGAUUGAGCGUCAGCUGACCCUCCUAGAGGCCCUCAAGGCUCGUGUCAGAGACCAGGUCAUUGAGAUGCAGAGACUGGAGGUGGACAUCGACAUCAAGCUGCGCGCCUGCAAGGGUUCGUGUUCUGAGUACGCCGAGUUCAACGUAGACAGGGAGAGCUACGUGGCACUGGACAAGCAGAUGGACCAGCUGGAGUCCAUGAGGGUCAACAGCGUGGAAACGGUGUCCUCACUGCGGGUGAUGAAGAGCCGUCCGCUGAAGGACGUGAUCGUGCCGUCCAUCUACAAGUCCGGGCUGACUGGCAAGCCGGAGGAGCAGAAGCAGUACUUCUCUGACGUCGGCCAGACCACGCUGAUGCUGCAGGCCGAGGGGGCCACCGCCGACGCGCCUGCCACCGUCAGCAAGUUCCCAGGUACUUCUUCAUCAUCCUCUUCUUCAUCCUCUUCUUCAUCCUCUUCAUCCUACCCCUCCUCCGAGUCCACAUCUCGGACCACCACCCACACCAUGAAAUGCACCCGCACCGUGCGCAAAGUCACGACGCAAACCAAAGACGGGCCCGUGGAGAAGUAUGAGACGGUUUCCUCUGGCGAAGGUUGCGAGGCUCUGGGAGGAGAUGACCGUUCCAAGACGUCCUUAACUCAGGGAGGCGGUGCCGAGUUCGGUACUGGCGGUGGCGACCUCUUCAAGCAGUUGGGUGUUGGGUUUGGAGAUUCGUCUUCCGCGUUUGGCAGCACAGGCUUCACCAAGACCUUGACUGGCUCCAGAACCAGCGGAUCCACCAAGAGCACCAAAUCUGGCUCGCUCUUUGGUGACGACUUUGGGGCAUUCGGGCGCGGCGAUGUGGACGACGACCUACCCGAUAUAUUCGCCCGGAGCGGGAGGCCAGGAACUCAGUCCGGAGGAGCAAUGGACAAAAUCCCCACAGACUUAGAGUAAUGGCUGACACUGGUUACAGCAUUGCAGAAUUAACGAGUGAACAAAUAUCAUCCAGACAGCCGUUUUAUUUUUGCACAAAAUUUCUGAUGGGGUAUUGAAAACAGUCACAUAAAUGAAAAUAUUGGACUAUGCUUCACGUACCGUCAUACCUACAUGGUCCAGGUUCGUUACCUACCAGAUUUUAAUUGACAAAUGACAAUAUGGAUGUCAGGGGAGUUAAGAUAAUGUAAACAGAAUCUUCAACUACAUUCAUGGACAGGUAAAUUGAAUACAAAUAAGUAUAGCAUAUAGUGUUGAGAAAAAGACCUUCUGAAAAUACUUUUGGAGAGUUGUUACUUCUGUGACUGUUAUCAGUAUUUCACUGUAGGUGGAAACCAUGUGACACUGUGCACCUUAUCAAUAAAGAGGAUGUUGUUCAAUUAA
Molecule: messenger RNA, 1884 nt
Organism: Clupea harengus (Atlantic herring)
Lineage: Eukaryota; Metazoa; Chordata; Actinopteri; Clupeiformes; Clupeidae
Gene: fga
Product: fibrinogen alpha chain
Biological process (GO): blood coagulation, common pathway; positive regulation of heterotypic cell-cell adhesion; platelet activation
Cellular component (GO): fibrinogen complex
Molecular function (GO): protein-macromolecule adaptor activity; signaling receptor binding; extracellular matrix structural constituent
Source: RefSeq, a predicted model, not a curated record